This is a messenger RNA of Hippocampus comes (tiger tail seahorse), 4896 nucleotides long. RefSeq names its product sodium/hydrogen exchanger 6-like. The record is from RefSeq and is a predicted model, not a curated record. Lineage: Eukaryota; Metazoa; Chordata; Actinopteri; Syngnathiformes; Syngnathidae. Gene Ontology annotation, cellular component: recycling endosome; plasma membrane. Gene Ontology annotation, molecular function: sodium:proton antiporter activity; potassium:proton antiporter activity. Bases 151 to 2352 code for a protein of 733 amino acids. Gene Ontology annotation, biological process: regulation of intracellular pH; sodium ion import across plasma membrane; potassium ion transmembrane transport. The transcript has 17 exons.
AUUUAUAUCAUACGUUCGCUCUUAUUUUUAAUAACCGGAAGUUCUUUUGUUUUGACACCAGCUCGGAAAUUGAAUCCGUUUGUUGUGGUGUGUCACGGGGACUUUGCGCUUUGCCUGAUACUACUACUGUUGCUGGCCAGUACAGACACAAUGGCGUCUACGCAAUUAAGCCCCCUUCUUCACGUUGAAUACCCGACGGCGCUGCGGUCCCUGCCGUUCGCCUUGCUGUCCUUCGUCCUCGUCGGGAGAGGCGAGGGCAACGCGAUGGACAACGUCGCAACCGAGAGGCUGGCUGAGGAAAGUCACCGCCAAGACAGUGCCAACCUGCUCAUAUUCAUCAUGCUCCUAACGCUCACCAUUCUCACAAUAUGGCUCUUCAAGCACAGGCGCUUUAGGUUCUUGCACGAAACGGGACUCGCCAUGAUCUAUGGCCUUCUGGUGGGCGUGAUCCUGCGGUUUGGCGUCCACGUGCCCCCGAGCAUGAGCGACGUGGUGCAGGGCUGCGCGGUCAACGCCAGUCCUGCCACCCUGUUGGUGAAUGUCAGUGGGCGAUUCUACGAGUACACGCUGAAGGGCGAAGUCAGCCGUGGCAAAGGCCACCAAGUGCAGGAUGACGAGAUGUUGAGAAAGGUUACUUUUGACCCAGAAGUCUUUUUCAAUAUUUUGCUGCCGCCGAUCAUCUUCCAUGCUGGCUACAGUCUAAAACGGAGACAUUUUUUCCGCAACAUUGGCUCCAUCCUGGCCUACGCUUUCAUGGGAACUGUUAUAUCCUGUUUUAUUAUUGGGCUCAUCAUGUACGGAUUUGUGUCCUUCAUGAAAGUAGUGGGCCAGCUCGGGGGAGAUUUUUACUUCACCGACUGCCUCUUCUUCGGGGCUAUCGUAUCGGCGACAGACCCAGUGACGGUGCUUGCCAUUUUCAAUGAGCUGAAGGUAGACGUGGACCUGUAUGCUUUACUUUUUGGGGAGAGCGUGCUCAAUGAUGCCGUGGCCAUCGUCCUCUCAUCUGUUGUUCUCCGCUUGGAGAAGCAGAGUAGGCGGGGGGCUCGAAUUGUGCGGCCCGAGGGCGAGGAGGAAUGGCUGAGGAAGAACCAGACAGUCAUUCCUCGCUCCAUUGUGGCCUACCAGCCUACGGGGGACAACAGCCACAGCUUUGAGGCCAUGGCCAUGCUCAAAUCCUUUGGCAUCUUCCUGGGCGUCUUCAGCGGAUCGUUUGCUCUCGGCGUGGCCACCGGUGUGGUGACGGCGCUCGUGACCAAGUUUACCAAGCUGAGGGAUUUACCCUUGCUGGAGACGGCACUGUUUUUCCUCAUGUCCUGGAGCACCUUCCUGUUGGCCGAGGCUUGCGGCUUUACCGGCGUGGUUGCCGUGCUGUUCUGCGGGAUCACUCAGGCUCACUACACCUACAAUAAUCUGUCUCGUGACUCACAGGACCGAACCAAACAGUUGUUUGAGCUGCUCAACUUUCUGGCAGAGAACUUCAUCUUCUCCUACAUGGGCCUGACGCUCUUCUCCUUUCAGUCGCACAUCUUCAACCCUUUGUUCAUCAUUGGGGCUUUUGUCGCAGUGUUCUUGGGCAGGGCGGCAAACAUUUACCCAUUGUCCUUCCUGCUCAACCUGGGCCGCAAGAACAAGAUCGGCUCAAAUUUCCAACACGUCAUGAUGUUUGCAGGACUGCGUGGGGCGAUGACUUUCGCCCUGUCCAUCCGAGACACGGCCACCUACGCCCGCCAGAUGAUGUUCUCUACCACCUUGCUGAUCGUCUUCUUUACCGUGUGGAUCUGCAGCGGCGGCACCAUGCCAAUGUUGUCCUUCAUGAGCAUUCCUGUCGGUGUAGACUCUGAUCAAGACCACUCGAGUUCCGGAGUGCUGGAUGGCUCACAAAGGAGGAACACCAAGCAUGAGAGCGCCUGGCCAUUCAGGAUCUGGUACAACUUUGAUCACAACUACCUGAAACCCCUCUUGACGCAUAGCGGCCCCCCUCUCACGGCUACUCUGCCCGCCUGUUGCGGACCACUGGCGCGGUGCCUCACCAGCCCGCAAGCAUAUGAGAACGAAGGGCCCCUCCACGACGACGACUCCGACUUCAUUCUGAACGACGCCAGCGCCAGCUCUAUGUACGCCGACGUCACCGUCAGCACGGACGGCUCGGGCUCCAGCGGCGUCAAGCGCCAUCGCCCGUCCACCGCCGACGAAGGCCUGGAUCACGAAUUGGCGCUGGCCGAGCACGAGGUGGCCAUCCGGGGCACCCGCCUGGUCCUGCCCAUGAAUGACCCGGCCGAUCCCCCUACCACCGUAACCCUGCCCCCUCCGCCCUCCCCGCCCCGCUCGGACCCCCGUAGGCACAGACUCUAAGAAAAGGUUUGCACUGGCGAGAUGCGGCUUGUUGUCGUCAUCAUUGAAAAUGCCACUAAGUUGAUUUUGUCUCCCACCUUUAAGGGCAGUGGCUAUAGUCACGUGACCGUAAUGUAUGUCCUGCAGGCUAUUUAUAAAGCAAUUAACAACUACAGAUUAUGACUGUCAUAUAAGACCUGUUCAGGCCGUGGCUAUUUCUAUGUGACUGUCGUAUAUCUUCUGUUAUUUCCCGACCAUAUCUCUUCAACGAUUUUUCCAAUGCCGACAUGUUGCUCGUUCUGGCCAGUCUUUUUUUACUCAUUGAGCCUUGCUUAGACAGUCACUUUUUAUUUGACCAUGAUUUAUUUUUCUUUAUAUUUCUAUGGUUUUGAAUUGGACUAACUCAGCACUUUUUUUCCUUUUUUUUUAACAGCUCUCCUGUUUUGCUAGUGUGAUUUGAUCUUGCUUAUGAGCAGUAUUCUUAUAGUAAUUCACCAUCUGGCUGAGAAAUGAACACUCUUCUUCUAUCCUGCUAAAACUUUUUCUGCACUUCAGGACUCAUAUUUUAGGUGUUUUACUUUUCUUGCUUCGCAGACUCAACAUCUGUUUUGCUGCUAUUAAGAGAGCGUGACUAAUCCACUUAGUAAUGCAAAUGAUUUAUGGAGAAAAAAAAACAGCCUGCAUAAUCUGUGAUGGUCAUGUCAUUACAGCCACUGUCCUAACUUUGAAUGAGUGGAAUGAUCAUCUGCUUUCACUGUUUCUCGUCGCUUAAAAUAUUCACGUAGACAGGUCGGCGUCAGGUAUGCGAGGAGCUUUACAAGGAGCUCUCCGUGACGGUAGGCUUGAACGUGAAAGCGCCACACGCAAGGUCAGGUACUGUCAACACGCAUGGAUGACGAGUCAAUGGUUAGCGAAGGCUGCGCUACACGAGAACUGACUACUUCCACACUUCCUGUAAAGACAUUUUAGCACUGCCCGUGUGGUUCAUUUAUGUAAUUUAUUUAUUUAUUUGUUUGUUCUUUCAUGGUAUUUCUUUAUUUGGAUUUGUUUAUAGAAGUAGGACAGCUCGGUGGCGAGACGCACCGUGACCGAGUCAUCCCACGUGAGGUACGCUGUACAAAUGUAGGGAGGUGAGGGCGGGGUGGUACUUUUUUUCCCCGAAAGUUUCUUAACUGUGUGUCUGUAAAAAAAAAUGUAUUGUUUCUGUGAGGUAGCAAGCUGCUUCUCACAGCGAGAGCUUCCCCUGUGAACGUCAUUUACAAGGUUGUGACUGAGACGCUGGGGGGAUCGGGGGUGGGGGGCAUGUCUGCUAAUCUGACUGAUGCACCACACGCGCUGUCUUUGGGAUGAGGGCAGGCUCAACUCUUGUGAAUUCAAGUGCCUAAAAUGUAAAUUGAACUCCUCAGUGUAGGUGUGUACAUUUGAUUUGUACAAUCAGGUGAUCGCUCUGAUUGACACUAAAUGCGCCAAUUGAUGUUGACUACUAACAGUGCAGGUGAUUUAUUUCCUUUCUCGAUGUAACGGGGAUGAACAAUAUGUCAUCAGAACUAAUAGAAUUGUACAUUAAUGUAAGGUUUACGCAAUUGUCGAGUAUACUGUACUUGUACUUGGAGUUUUUAAACGGUGGAACCUCCAAAGUUAAACGCACCUUAAGUAGGAAAAUCGAGUUGAACCAAAAUGUUCUGGAAGUAAUCCCUGAGACCGAUUACUAUUUGUAUCGGGCUGUGGCAUUUUACAGCAUUAUAGAAAGAUCACAAAUACUGAGAAAAGGUGGGGAGAUUAAUGUACUCUCACUUAAGAUUGACUCAUUUACCUUUACUUCAGCGUAGGUACACAGCAUUUCAUGUCUAUUUGUCUUACAGUAUAUGCUAUUGUGCAAUGGUAAACGGGUGCUUAAUAAGUAAACGAGUGAAUGCUUUUUGAGCCUGAAAAAAAUAAAAAAGAGCAAGUACAAUUUCGAAGUCAAGGGAGCAUAUUGCGUUGGACUUCGGAGGUUCCACUGUGGCAAUACAAAAGGAUUUCACUCAUUCGUCUGCUUUUUGCACAUAGGCAUCUCUGUAGUUGGUGGACUGAAACUCAUCCUGUUGUCUUUGUGCCGGGCGGGCUGGUCAACACCGUAAGAGAGUCUCUUGUCUUUAAUAGACCCGGUAACUAUUUAAUCCCUCCAAAGUGUUUUUGUCAAUUUUUUCUUUCCAAGCAGUAUUUAGAAUUCAGAUUUUCUACACAAUCAUCCACUCAAUUUGGAUCGCGUGUUAGUUACCUGUAUAAAUGAUUGAAAGAUACAGAUUUCAUUUAUUUAGUACUUUUGUUAUGCCGAUUACACGUGCAACUAAAUAUAUUUCCAAAAAAAUGUCUGAUUCUGCUCUUUGUCGAGCUCAAACACUGGAGUUGGUGAGCACCAAAGGAAUGUGUUUAUGUCAACAUUUUCUUUAAAAAAAAAUGUGAUCUAGUAUUCCGACAAGAUUUGACUGACUUAUUCUUUCCUGCACUCUCAUUCUAUAUUUUUGGUCCUCUGUCUGGCAAGAUGCAAAAAUACCAGAAAUAAAUGUCAAGGACUGCACAUUU